Molecule: messenger RNA, 700 nt
Organism: Harpia harpyja (harpy eagle)
Lineage: Eukaryota; Metazoa; Chordata; Aves; Accipitriformes; Accipitridae
Gene: HAND1
Product: heart and neural crest derivatives expressed 1
Exons: 2
Coding region: 22-687 (221 amino acids)
Biological process (GO): regulation of transcription by RNA polymerase II; heart development
Molecular function (GO): DNA-binding transcription factor activity, RNA polymerase II-specific; RNA polymerase II transcription regulatory region sequence-specific DNA binding; protein dimerization activity
Source: RefSeq, a predicted model, not a curated record
CCGGGGCCAGCGGGGCGGACCAUGAACCUGGUAGGGGGCUACCAGCAGCACCACCACCACCAUCAUCACCAUCACCACCCCAUGCUGCACGACCCCUUCCUCUUCGGGCCGGCGGCGCGGUGCCACCAGGAGCGCGCCUACUUCCCCGGCUGGGUGCUGAACCCGGCCGAGGUGAGCCCCGAGCUCGCCGGGCAAAGUCCUAGCUACGGUCCCGCCGAGUACGGCCCGGCCGGCCAGGGACGGCUGGAGGGUCUCAGCGGCCGCCUGGGCCGGCGGAAAGGGGUCGGGGGACCCAAGAAGGAGCGACGGAGGACGGAGAGCAUCAACAGCGCUUUCGCCGAGCUCCGCGAGUGCAUCCCCAACGUGCCCGCCGACACCAAGCUCUCCAAGAUCAAGACCCUGCGCCUGGCCACCAGCUACAUCGCCUACCUGAUGGAGGUGCUGGCCAAGGACAGCCAGCCCGGGGACACCGAGGGCUUCAAAGCCGAGCUCAAGAAGGCCGACGGCAGGGAGAACAAGAGGAAAAGGGAGACGGUCCUGCCUUGGCCACAUUUUGAAGGAUCAACGUCCUCUCCUCGCUGUCCGAACAACAGGUACCACCAGCCUCAGAAACACCAACGCUCACGCACCCCAAAGUUGUCUCUGUCACCUCUCAGGCAUAAAUCCUUAAUAAUCCUUAACAAUUAAAGCCAAAUCCUUG